AAAAAAUCUUUUAGCAUUAAGAAAAUUUAAAAUUUUAUAAUUUAAUACAAUUUAAAUAUAAAAACACCGUACUCCUCUUUUAUUAUUGGGUGCAAAUCUAUCUCUUUGCUACCAAUGAGCAAGUUAAGGUACAACGCUUGCAGCUCCCUUGCCCCCGAAAGAAACUGCAACGAAAACGAAAGAUGUCUGAAUCCAAAUUUAAGAACGUGAUUAAGCAGCGAUAAUGAUAAAGUGGGACCUAGCCGCCGGACAAAAAUUGUGUGGUUGUCAGAUAGACGGGUUGACCCGCUGGUCCAACCCAACCUUGUGUCCGAGUGGGACUGGACACAGCUGGGAACCAGUUGUACCCGACAGCUCUUGCUUGGUUCACACUAUACGUGGGUGGGGGAAAAGAGCCCCAACGAAGGCUGGAGCUCGAUCAGUCCCGUUAAGCAGAUUUCCUCUUCUUUUCCAUUUCAAUGGUCCUAGUCGGCAACGGCAACUCCUUUAUAUUCCCUGCCCAAAAUCCCAACCACAAGCAAUACAGCACCACUGCUGGGCUGCCGGUACAACCAUCACCACCACCACCACCACCACCGCAAUGGAUCCGUGUCCUUUUGUACGGCUUCUAGUUGGUAACUUGGCCGUGAAGUUACCAGUAUCUCCUAAGCCUUCUCUCUCAAGAGUCCACCCUUCAUCCUCCCUAUGUCACUGCAAGAUCAAACUCAAGGGCUUCCCUAACCAGGUCGCCGCCGCCCCUCUAAUCCAGGUCGCCGAGGAUAGAGACCACCCAGAAGGCCACAAGUCCCUUGCCGCCUGCUUUAGUCUGAACAAGACACUUCUCGAUGAGAUCAACGCAAAAGGGAGUAAGAAUUGCCGGUUAAAAAUCGGGGUAUAUGCUGAUCCUGAUGGGAAUUCAUGUGGACUGGCGUCCGGGAAGUUAUUGGGGAAGAUUACUAUUCCGUUGGAUCUCCGGGGGGCGGAAUCUAGGCCCUUUGUUUUUCACAACGGGUGGGUUGCUGUUGGGGACGAUAAGAGCAAGAAGGGAUCGUCGGCGCAGGUGCAUCUGAUCGUUCGGGCGGAGCCGGACCCUAGAUAUGUUUUCCAGUUCGGCGGUGAGCCUGAGUGCAGUCCUCAGGUUUUUCAGGUUCAGGGGAGUGAUAAGCAGGCAGUUUUCACUUGCAAGUUUGGAUUCAGGAACUCCAGCGAUCGCAGUUUGCUUUCUAGAUCAUCAAUGGCGGAACGAAGCACUUCAAGGAAAUGGCUAUCCUCAUUCAAAGCAAAGAAUGAUCAAUAUUCAAAAGAGAGAAAGGGGUGGUCGGUUACCAUCCACGAUCUCUCUGGUUCGCCGGUUGCCAUGGCAUCAAUGGUCACCCCAUAUGUUCCGUCACCUGGUUCUAAUCGGGUCAGCCGAUCUAACCCCGGUGGGUGGCUGAUUCUCAGGCCAGGCGGUGGCACGUGGAAGCCCUGGGGUCGUCUUGAGACAUGGCGGGAGCCUGGUGGUUCUGCCGCCGUUGGUUAUAAAUUUGAUCUCUUUCACGACGAUAUCGCCAGCACCGCAACCAGCAGCACCAUCGCCAGUUCUACUGUCAGCACCAAACAAGGCGGGACCUUCACCAUUGAUACGACCACUAAUGUACAAACCCCCAUAAAUACCCCACAUGGCAGCUGCGAUUUCGGAUCUCUGUCGAGGCCAGGAUCGAGGCCUGGUUCUGGGUCCGGAUCCGACUUUGGGUUCAGUUUCUUGCAGCAGAGUUCAAACGGUGGUUUCGUUAUGUCGUCGACGGUGGAAGGGGAGGACAAGUGCAGUAAGCCAGUGGUGGAGGUCGGUGUGCGGCACGUGACGUGCACGGAGGACGCCGCAGCUUUUGUUGCACUAGCUGCUGCCAUGGACCUCAGUAUGGAUGCUUGCCAGCCGUUUUCAGGAAAGCUGAGGAAAGAGUUGAGACAGCAGGGUCAGAAUAUUGUCGUUUAAUGUGGAAGUUGUUGUCGUUUUGAGUUGUUGAUGAGUCCCAUGAGUUGGCUUGGCAGAUAACUAACAGCAUUUUUGAGCUGGAUGCGUACAGUCGAGACUGACAAAAUAUUCUUUUUUUUAAUAUUUUUGUAAAUCUAUUCUUUUUCUAUAAAAAAAUUUAUUGAUUGCCAUAAUAAACUUUUUUAUCUAGGAAAUUGGGCAUCUCAUGUAGGAAAUUUUUUUUUUUUUUUUGAACUUAGGAAAUUUUUGAAAAUAAAAAAUAAUAAUUGAAUAUUGAAUUC
Messenger RNA from Rubroshorea leprosula, 2235 nucleotides. The record is from the annotation of a GenBank genome assembly. Lineage: Eukaryota; Viridiplantae; Streptophyta; Magnoliopsida; Malvales; Dipterocarpaceae.